AUGUACUGCUCAACGUUCCUUACAUCUGCUUCUCUCCUAGCGCUGGUCAGCGCCUUGCCCACUCCUGAGGCAGCUUCUACGGCUACAUCAGACAGCUACACCUACUACACGGGUGAUGGCUCAGUUGCUGCCGGCUGGCCUGACAUGUCCAGCUGGAGCUCCUGGUCAGAUCUUUGGGCAGUCAAUGCUGCCGUUAUGCCGAAUACCUGUGGGUGGAACGGAUGGGGCAAUGACGACUCAUCGACAGAGAUUGCCGACAUCCAAACUGCCAUUGAGCAGGUGGCCAGCUCGACGGGCGUCGAUGAGCGCUUCAUUCUUGCGAUCAUGAUGCAGGAAAGCAAAGGGUGUGUCCGCGUGCCUACCACCAACAAUGGUGUCGUCAACCCGGGCCUCAUGCAGUCUCACGAUGGCAGCGGCACCUGUGUUGGUGUUGACCCAUGCCCACAGUCCGAGAUCACCCAGAUGAUCACCGACGGCACCGCCGGAACCUCUUCCGGUGAUGGUCUGCAGCAGCUCAUUUCGCAGGCGGAGUCCACCCUCGGUGUCACCACUUCCCAAGCUUUCUAUGCCGCUGCGCGUCUCUACAACAGCGGUUCCGCCGACUACUCGAACCUAGACAACGGUCUCGGCAGCACACCGUGCUAUGCCUCAGACGUUGCCAAUCGUCUGACCGGCUGGAUUCUCGCAGCAAGCUCUUGCACGGCAUAG
Molecule: messenger RNA, 708 nt
Organism: Talaromyces proteolyticus
Lineage: Eukaryota; Fungi; Ascomycota; Eurotiomycetes; Eurotiales; Trichocomaceae
Exons: 1
Coding region: 1-708 (235 amino acids)
Source: RefSeq, a predicted model, not a curated record